AUGGAUGAUACAGAACGAAGAAGGUCUGUACCACAGGAAACAGAAAUAUUAAGACAACGACAUCAUCGCACAAGUGAAGAGGAGAGACAUCGACAUGAUCAAAUAGGUGAAGAGGAAAGACAUGAUAGAACAGAGACUGAGGUGAACACUGAAAGAGAAAGAUGUACGAGAAGAAGGGAAGACACUGAAGAAUAUGAUAUACAAGAGGCAAUACGUCAGAAUAAUCAUGAGAAUAGGCUGAGGCAAAAUUGCGAAUUUCAAGAAGAGUACAUAACGCUUGAAGAGAAGCAAAGAGAUAUGGAGUCGUACCUAGUUGCAAUACAUGAUGCGAAGGGUGGGAAUGCAAGUUUACUUGCAAGAUUGACAAACACUGUUGCGAGUACAUCGCAAGGAAAUCAAGGAAGGAAUAUUGCAGAAAUGGAACAAAAACUGGUAGCCAUGGGUAGUGCAGAUCAAGCAGAGUUUGAAAAGCAACAUCAAAAUCGCGGAGGUACUGAUACGAUUCAACCAAGAAGUUCUGGAAGUCCACAAACACAUUAUAAUAAAAGAACUGGAAGAAUAGUGUGGGAGCAGAUAAGUUUUCUAAAGUUUAAUACCACAGGGGAUAAGAUAUGGGAAGCUGCCAUUCUAAUGGAAGAUAUUCCAGAACCACAUAAUGGUGUUGGUAUAAUAAGAGGGGAUACAACUGAAAGCAAAAGCUGUCAAGAAAUUGACAUUGAUAAGUGCGAAGAAAGAGAGAAUAAGCGAAGGAAUUGGAAACGACGUAUCACAGAGAGUCAAAGAGCUGAGAAUUUAAUGGUGGAUGCAGUAUAUGAAGUUGCAAAAACAGAUAAGAAGAAUACUGAAGCAGAAUCUUUUACGAAUAACAAUGCUAAGCGAAUCAGAAAUAUUACUUCUACAGAAGAAGGAAGCUUGCAGAGGCAGAAGUUCUAUUUUCAAGAAAAAAAUGAAAGAUACGAAGAAUCUCGCAUAGAGGAGAAUGAAAAAUUUAUGCGAACUAAUAUUCUGAAAAACAUUUGCGAACUUAAGGAGAUUCAGCAAUUAAAGAGAACAAAUGAGUAG
Papaver somniferum (opium poppy) is the source of this 1062-nucleotide messenger RNA. RefSeq lists its product as uncharacterized. Bases 1 to 1062 code for a protein of 353 amino acids. The transcript is spliced from 3 exons. The record is from RefSeq and is a predicted model, not a curated record. Lineage: Eukaryota; Viridiplantae; Streptophyta; Magnoliopsida; Ranunculales; Papaveraceae.